AUGUACGAGGUCACGGCAAUAGUGGAUGUUUCGAAGCAAGCCGUGGAGCACUGUGCGCGAAAGUUCAACAUCUCCCGCACCUUCACAGACGUGCCGGAAAUGCUGGCAGCGUGCUCCGACGUGGAUAUGGUAUUGAUCUGUCAUUCCGACGAGUUCCACAGCGUACACGCAGUACAGUGUCUGAAAGCCGGCAAGCAUCUCUUUAUCGAAAAGCCGAUGGCUCAGACCUUGCGAGAAGCGGACGAUAUCGAGGCCGCACGCCUCGCUUCCGGCAGGUUGGUCUUUGUCGGCUACAUGAGACGAUAUGCGACCGCGUUCUUGAGGUUUAAGGAGGCCGUGGGCAAACUGGAUCCAGCCCAGAUCAACUAUGGUAGGGCACUAUUUUAG
Messenger RNA from Penicillium riverlandense, 387 nucleotides. RefSeq names its product Gfo/Idh/MocA family protein. Bases 1 to 387 code for a protein of 128 amino acids. Lineage: Eukaryota; Fungi; Ascomycota; Eurotiomycetes; Eurotiales; Aspergillaceae. The record is from RefSeq and is a predicted model, not a curated record. Gene Ontology annotation, molecular function: nucleotide binding. The transcript has 4 exons.